Penicillium brevicompactum is the source of this 1572-nucleotide messenger RNA. Its product is annotated as Major facilitator superfamily domain general substrate transporter. Bases 1 to 1572 code for a protein of 523 amino acids. The transcript is spliced from 9 exons. Gene Ontology annotation, biological process: transmembrane transport; L-cysteine transport. The record is from RefSeq and is a predicted model, not a curated record. Lineage: Eukaryota; Fungi; Ascomycota; Eurotiomycetes; Eurotiales; Aspergillaceae. Gene Ontology annotation, molecular function: L-cysteine transmembrane transporter activity. Gene Ontology annotation, cellular component: membrane.
AUGACCGAGCACCACAAGUCUGCCAUAGAGGCAACAGCUCGAGCAAAUGAAGAUAGCGACAAUGAUAUAGACACGGCGCCAAAGGUCCCUGACCAAUUUGCUGAUGAGAGUUUUAAGUUGUUUUCGAAGAUACAAGUGACAGAUCCAACGCCCGAAGAAGCAAUACGCAUACGCAACAAAUGUCUAUGGCGCAUUCUACCAUUUCUGUGCAUCGGUUACCAUUUGAUGUAUGUUGAUAAACAAACGCUUGGAAGUUCUGCAAUUCUCGGAAUCAUGACAGACGCCCACCUCAACUCAAAUCAAUACAACUGGCUUUCUUCGAUCUUCUAUUUCGGCUAUCUUCUUGCCGAGUGGCCACAAAACUGGGCAUUGCAAAGGUUUCCAGUCGGAAAAUGGUUGGCUGGUAACCUGAUAGUCUGGGGUGGCAUUACCCUCCUGCAUAUUCCAUGCAACAGCUUUGCAACUUUAUUUGUCGUUCGUUUCUUCCUUGGGGUAGCAGAAGCAUCAAUCGUGCCGGCAUUUCUCCUCUCCAUGUCCAUGUUCUUCACAUACAAUGAACAGGCCGUGAUGAUGCCGGUCAUGUGGUCGAUUGGCAAUGCAAGCCCUAUCACAUCAGGUCUAUUGUCUUAUGGUGUGCUGUGGAUUGACACAGGGAGCUUUUCCCCUUGGAAGUGGUUCAUGGUUAUUACCGGCGUUCUCACUGUCAUCUUCGGUGUCUGGGUCUACCUUCUCUUCCCUGAUAGUCCUCUGCACGCUAAAUUCUUGACAUAUGAAGAGCGUGCCCAAGCGAUCUUGCGAAUCAAAGAAAAUCACUCGGGAAUCGAACAAAAACUGUUCAAAAGAUACCAAUUCAUCGAAGCAAUCAAGGAUCCCAAAACUUGGCUCUUCUUCCUGCACGCCUGGUCCCAGGAGAUGGCAAAUGGAAUAACCAAUCAAUACUCGCUCAUUAUCAACUCAUUUGGCUUCACUGUCCUUCAAACAACAUUACUUGGCACAGUUAGCGGUUUAGUUUCAUUCUUCUCCCUCAGCGCAGCAGCUAUCACACUUUACCACACCAAGAAUUUCCGAGCAUGGAUAUCACUCAUUGCAUACAUCCCAGCUGGCCUCUCUAGCAUCCUACUUCUUGCUCUACCUUGGACCAACCGAUGGGGUCUCAUUGCCGGAAUCUGGAUUCGAUCCACAGCCGGCAUACCGUAUGCAGUGGUGAUGAUUUGGGCUGCGAAUGUAUCAGCUGGCCAUACGAAGAAGACCACCGUCAUCGCCUUGUAUCAUAUUGGCUAUGGACUGGGCAACAUCAUCUCUCCGCAACUCUUCCGUCCGGAGUGGAAGCCUAGAUACAGACCAACGUGGGUGAUAUUGCUUGUGGUUGCCGCAAUUCUUCCUUCGAUCAUAAUCAUAGCUCUCCGUGUCUAUCUAAGCCGAGAGAACAAACGUCGUGAUAAACUCGAGGAGGCUAGUCAGGUCACCAAUAAUGGAGUUAUCGAAACGGUCGACUCAGAGGGCGGUACAGUCAAUCGUGUUGUGGACAACACUCAGUUGGAUCUGACUGACAGGGAGAAUUUGAAAUUGUGA